Molecule: messenger RNA, 5486 nt
Organism: Paramuricea clavata
Lineage: Eukaryota; Metazoa; Cnidaria; Anthozoa; Malacalcyonacea; Plexauridae
Source: the annotation of a GenBank genome assembly
AUGGCGACUACUUUCGAUUUGAAAGCGACGCUACAAUGUAUCCCAGACAAGACCCUUGCGAGCGAGUCAACAAGAAAAUCCGUUGAAACACAGUGUCUUCUGAAAUACGCCCAAGAGUUUCAUCCUUCAAUACCUCUUUAUGUUCUGGUAAUAAUGAAUUUUGGAUUUGUAACCUUACUCAGUAUUAUCUACGCUUAUUCUGUGAAUGAUCGUGUGGAAAUCUUUGCAGAUUCUCCGAGUGCAACGACGAAUAAUGGCGAAGACGAAAGUCAGCCACUCUCGGGUAUUUCACCAGCAGCGUCGGACCCUAUGUCCCACCAAAAUUCUGGUCGUUAUUCUGUUAUCACGUUAUACAUUAUGCAUUUGAUUUUUUGCCGUAUAAUACCACUAGCAGUAUUUGCAACAUUGCUCUUAAUUUCAUCGAGUUUUCCGGUACAAUAUCAUUGUCCUUGGCCAGUGAAAACCACAAGCUCGUCCCACGGAAACUUUUCACAAAGACAAAAUUUGAAUUUUUCAACUGUGGAUUGCACUUAUCCUAUGGGCAGCAAAAAAGAAACAGUAGCUGCCACCGUUGUGACAAUAAAUUUCCUUAUCGGUAUAGUGGCGUCCAUGGAGCUUGUCUAUCUGUUGUGGUCAACAUGGAAAGAUGAUAAUCUGCUUUCUGAUCUGGAAUUUUGUAGUGUUUACCUUUUGAGAAAGCGUAAAAGAAUCCGAAAGUUGAUGAAAAAGAUUAGAGAGAACAUAUCUGAUGAAACAUUUUACUUGCAUGAUGAUUUUGGUGAGAAACGUUUGUCACGUCGGAAACUGGAAGAGAUAUAUGUCAAUGUCAUAAUUCAGGAGGGAAGGGAAAUGAAUUGCAGAAGACUGCUUAAAGAUAGACAUGAGACAUACCAAGCACAUUUUAAAGUACCACACGGUGCAACUACCUUCAAGAGAAUAGCAGAUUUAUUUAAACCCACACGCGCUUCCAAAACCUGUCCUAGAACUAUUCUUGUAGUGGGCAGACCAGGAAUUGGCAAAACUCUCCUGACGAAAAAAAUAUUUUAUCAGUGGCAACAACAAACGUUUGAAUUCUGGUUUGAAAAGAUAGUAAUCUUAAUACGAUUUCGCAAUUUUAACAAGGGGAAAACAAGUUUUCGAGAAAUGUUACGUUGUUCCGAUGGACUCAAUAUGUCAUCGGCUGAUUUUAACGGAAUCUAUGAACACAUUUGUUUGAUGCCAAGUAAUGUCAUCCUUAUUUUUGAUGGGUUGGACGAACUUAAAGUUGAUGACGAGUCUUCUCGUGAAGCAAAUACUAUAAAUAGUCACAAUGACGUUACGCAUAUACUCCUAAUCUUCAAACAGCUAGUGGAAGGCAAACUGUUGCCUGGAGUCACAGUGUUAACCACAACUCGACCCACGGCAGAGCAUAUUUAUCAAAAACUAAAAUUUGAUCGAGAGAUCGAGAUCUUGGGUUUUCAUGAGGACCAAAUCAAAGACUAUGUUGAAAAGUUUUGCUGCAAUGACAUCCAGAAAAGCUCAGAAAUAUGGAACUUGAUCAAGCAGUCACCAGAGCUUUUAAGCUUAUGCUACAUACCUGUUAAUUCCUAUAUAGUGUGUUUAACAUUAAUAGAAAGCAUUGAAGUUAAAGGCCAGAGCAAUGUCCCAACAACAAUUACGGAGUUGUACAAAAGAGCUAUAAAUAUUUUACUGUUCAGGCACCAUUUAAGAUACAAGGAUAAAGCAAUUCCAAAGAACUAUAUUAUCGGAAAGCUUACUGAACCGCUCCAACACGACUUGAACAAACUUAAACGAAUUGCAAGAAAUGGAAUGAUGGAAGACCAGUUAACAUUCGAGUUUGAAAAUGAUGAUGAAUUUGUCUCUGAGCUGACAGACUGUGGUUUAUUCAAUAAACAGGAAAGCAAACGACAGAACAUUUUCUGUUUUCUUCAUCUAACUAUUCAAGAGUUUCUUGCAGCACUACACGUAGUUGAUGAUAUGGAAAAUGUUGAAUCAUUUUUAUCUGAGCACAUCGAGAAUCCCAAAUGGCAUUUAGUGAUCCAGUUCGUUGCUGGGUUAAUUGGAGAUAAAAUGAGAGAAUUAAAGGCACAAAGAAAUAAACUGCAAAGGUACGCCUGUUUAGUAGAUAAUUUUAAAAUAUUCUAGCAUAUACUGUGCAUGUAUAUCAAAUUUUGAAGAACAAAAUUAAUACACCCUUCCGGAAAAUGCUGAGCCCCGUUUUCGUGAUUGAGAUAUUGCAUAGGUUUAGACUUUUCUUGUUUGUAUUGAAGCUUAGUUACGCAAAAAUAAUUCACUUUAAAUUUUAUUGUUAACAUCAGGUCACCAAAGCUUACAGACAACGAAAAAACACAAGAGCUUGCAAAGAACGAAGAAAUAAUAGAUUGCAUAUGCAAGAGGUACGUUAUCUGUUAUUGCCCGAGUAUCGCUUUCUAUAUCUGUUAAAUUCAGUAUAUUAACACGCUGAUUAACUACAAAUUAAGGAAUAUAUGGCAGGGAAUUUUAGGCAAAAAGUUUAAAGAACUGACAUUUCUAUUAACAAAAGAAUGCCAUUGAAAAUAUUCUACAAUCCCGCCGCCGAGAUUGCAAACAUGCGGCUAUUGAGAUAUGGACAUGCAUGUAAUUCAACUUGAUAUUGCACUGGUUUUAAUAAUUUAGGCUACAGGACGUUCGUGUAAGAUAUUAAGCUGCUGCGAUAUUAUUGUUAUGGCUUUGUAAAAAGUGAAAUUAUAAUGAAUAGUCCUGGGUUCAAGAUCAAAGAGAAAUAUACUGCUGCGCAAAAAUCAUACUAAUAUAAAUGUUCGCAUUCCACAACAAUUAAAACGGCUAGGAGCCUAUAAAAAUGUUUUGCGAGCGUUUACUGAGUUUUCAAAGCAUGAAAAGAUGAACUUUCCUGCAUUUAGCAAAUUGAACGUGAAAUUUCGGUAUAGACUAGUUUAUAGACAUUAGGUAUAGACAUUUCGGUAUAGACAUUAGUUUACACAAAGGGGCUCCCUUUAGCUGGGGGCCCCCAAAUAAGUUCUAAGACCGGUUUUGGAAGCGCGUGUGGGUUUAAAUAAAUCUGUUAUUCUCGUGAAGGUAGUUGCACCGAAUGGUACUUUAAAAUGCGCUUCGUAUGUCUCAUGUAUGGUCUCAUGCCAUCUUUAAACCGUCUUCUGCAAUUUAUUUCCUUUUCCUCCUGAAUUAUGUCCCAUUGACAUAUAUCUCUUCCAGUUUCCGACGUGACAAUUUCAAAAUUUCAAUACACCCUUCCGGAAAGUAUUUAGUAUUUGCCCACACAGAUAUUGGGUUUAAUUUUGUCUUGUUACAGGUGACACAUAAAGACGGCGAACUAGUCAUGCGCCGAACCUAAUCAUAUUAAAUAGGCAGGGCCGCAUUGAGAAAUUUGAGGGUCCGGGGCAAAUCUAAUAUUUGGGGCCCUAGCGAUUUUUGAUCGUCAAAGAUUCUUGAAGUUGUGUACUCUUUUAGAUAUUGAUUCCCAUAUUCUUGAACUUUUAAGACAAUUAGCACGAUUAUUUCCUUUGGUUUUGAAUGUUUAUAAUUUUUUCAACGCGCAUUCUGCACUGAAAUAGUAUGUUAUAGUAUGUUAAACAUAUCAUGCAUGCAUUAGGUUUGGCGCGUGAAAACUACGGCGCUUAAACCCAUGUCGAACCUGUGUCGCAUAGUACGACAUGACUUGCCAUAUUUUGCAUUUUGCGCCGUGUUAACCUAAUCAAAACUUGCCGAACCUAUAAUUGAUUUCCGAUCUCUGCUCUUCUGUCGUACUUAGUCAUCGAGUAAGGUUAUAAAACGUUCACUGUCUAAACCGAUUUUAAAAGACCUUUAUAACCUUUCGGCAUAUUUGUAUUAAAUUAAUAUAUUCUGUAAUGAGAUUUACAUUUUUUGUCAUACUUUGUUUUAACUAAAUCCAUCUGAUUGGUUUAUUUUUUGUCAUGUGAUGUUUUUAUAUUCUUAAUAUAAAAGCUCAUGUAUUUUUCCCGUCUGCCACUAGUAACUCCUGCAGAAGAAGGCCUUCACUUGAAACGUCGAAAUUCUCCUUGUGCUGAUUUUUCAGGCACCAAAGAAAACUUUUUAAUAAUUAUUAAACAUUUUGUGAACCAGGUCUAAGCUCAUUGUUAAAUUCCUUUUGUUAUGCACCAAUUUCGACAAAAAUUUUUAUUGGACCCGACUCCAACUUCCGGAUCACGCAUGGGCUGGCUAUUAACUUUGGUUAAUAUAUAACAUCAUGAAAUGAGUGCGCGCGGUGCGUAUUUCAACCUCGCAAGCCAGGUUCUCUUCUUCAGCAUUCCCUCCCAAACACGCUCGAAGUAGAAAGCCUGGCUUGCGAGGUUGUGCGUAUUUUGGCAAAAUGAUAUUUAAUGUGAUAUGUAACCUUAUCACCUUUCAAACUGCAAAUCGGCAGUCCGGCUCAAUCGCGAAAUGAUAUCGCGACUUUGUAAUUAAAUUUCAGUUUUCUUAAAAUAUCUUUGUCUAGAUUUCAACACCAGAUGCCAAAGGUAGGAAAUUUAGACAGAAACACCUUACCUGUGAUAAAAUGUGUCCACGAAAUGCAAGAAGAAAGUGUUAUGAAGUUAGUUGCCUCCCAUUGGGAUGAUGAAGCAGUUUGUUUAAACAGUUUAAGUAUUGCGCCAGUGGAAUCUGCUGCUUUGUUUGAAUUUCUAAGUCACAUAAAGAACCUGCACAAGCUUACGAUCACUAAUUGUAUCAUGGACCGUUUUGCUCUUAGUGAAUUGGCCGAGUUACUGAUGAAAGAGAACGAAAACUGCCAACUAACUGAGUUACACAUAAGCGAAAGUAAAUUGACAGAUGAAGGUGCUAAGCACUUAAGUGAUGCUCUGAUUAGUGACAAGUGCAAACUUAUUGAAUUGAAUAUAAGUCACAAUCUUUUAACAGAUGAAGGAGCUAAACAUUUAAGUGAUGCCCUGAUGAGUGACAAUUGCAAACUUACUCAAUUAGAUAUAGGAUCGAAUAAUUUAACAGAUGCAGGUCCUAAAUAUUUAAGUGGUGCUCUGAUGAGUGACAAUUGCAAACUUACUAAACUAGAUAUGUUAAGCAUUAAUCUAACAGACAAAGGUGUUAAAUAUUUAAGUGAUGCUUUGAUGAGUGGCAAUUGCAAACUUACUGAAUUAGAUAUAGGAAGGAAUAAUUUAACAGAUGAAGGUGGUAAACAUUUAAGUGAUGCCCUGAUGAAUGACAAGUGCAAACUUACUGUAUUAAAUAUACAGUGCAAUAAUUUAACAGAUGGAGGUGCUAAAUAUUUAAGUGACGCUCUGAUAAGUGACAAGUGCAAACUUACUGUAUUAGACAUAGGAAUCAAUGAGUUAACAGAUGAAGGUGCUAAAUAUUUACGUGAUGCUCUGAUGAGUGCCCACUGUAAACUUACGGAAUUGAACAUAAGUUACAAUUUUUCAAUAACAGAUGAAGGUGCUAAAUAUUUACAUGAUGCCAUGAACAGUGACAACUGCAAACUUACUAAAUUAAAUGUGUAA